Messenger RNA from Procambarus clarkii (red swamp crayfish), 1152 nucleotides. Its product is annotated as protein Star. The record is from RefSeq and is a predicted model, not a curated record. NCBI's taxonomy places the organism in Eukaryota, Metazoa, Arthropoda, Malacostraca, Decapoda, Cambaridae.
GUCGCCGUGGUGAGACGUGUCUCAGGGUAGAGCAGUUACGGCCCCUCUAUAAUUGUUCUCAGCCAGUUAUGAUGCGGGUCUCCGGAAGCUGUUGGAGCUGGCUGAAGAAACAGGUGGGCCUGGUGUGUGUGGCUGGUCUCCUCGCCGUCCUCCUCCUCUACCUCUCCACCCGCAGCACCUACCGUGAGAGCUUCCUGAUGAAGGAUCAGACGUCGCAUGCCGUACGACAACUUACCAACAAGACUUUCGCUGGUUUGGAACAGGACGAUCCAGCGUUGGUGUCGUACGUCCGCCAGCUGAUCAUUCCCCCCUCAACAAAAGCCUACAAUCUCACCAACCCAACAAAAGUCCAUUUCUCCCAGUACGACCAGAGCGCUUUUGCCGAAAAUACUUUUAUCAACGGGAUGGGCGGAGGGUUCUUCCUGGAGAUGGGAGCCCUGGACGGGGAAGACAAGAGCAACACUCUCUACUUCGAGAAGUACCGCGGCUGGUCAGGCCUCUUGAUCGAGCCGGACCCCAAACUCUUUAGGACGCUCUCCGGCCUUAACAGGAAGGCUUACUCCAUUAACGCUGCAGUCUCUCUUACCAAUGUCUCCGCCCUUGCCACCUUCAGGCCUGCACGGGGCGAGGGGCGCAUCUGGGAGAACUCGAAGAAGGGCAUCACCGUUCAGUGCUUCCCCCUCUACACCAUGCUCCUCGCCCUCACUGUCCGCCAGAUCGACUUCUUCUCUCUCGACAUCGAAGGCCACGAGAUGAAGGUGAUGAAGGCCCUGCCCUGGGAGAAGGUGAAGGUGCGGGUGAUGUGUAUCGAGGUGAACCACGUCCCUGGAGGAGUGAAGGCCGUGAUAGAGUUCAUGGAGAGUCGCGGCUACACCUUCCUCGGCACCCGGAAAAUCGACGCCUGGUUCGGUUUGAGGGAGCUCCUUCAGGAGACCAUGGAUCUCGACAAGUACCUCCAGCAGCACAAGAUUGACACACUCAGGUUAAAGCUUCUCAGUCAGACAUACACACAGUAUCAAACCAGUGGGGGGCUGGUGGCUGAGUGGACAGCGCUCUAGACUCAUGGACUUAGGGACGGGGUUCGAUCCCCGGCACCAGCGAAAAUAUAUGGGCAGUUUCCUUCACCCUGAUGCACCUGUUACCUAGCAGUAA